GUGGCCGCGGCCCGGGCCGCUCCGAGGUGAUCGCGCGCGGCGCCCCCUCUGUGCGCGCAGCCCGAGCCGCCGCAGCGAUGAAUUCUGCCGAGCAGACCGUUACGUGGCUCAUCACCCUGGGCGUGCUGGAGUCGCCCAAGAAAACCAUCUCGGACCCCGAGGUCUUCUUGCAGGCGUCGCUCAAGGACGGGGUGGUCCUAUGCCGGCUGCUGGAGCGCCUGCUGCCCGGGACCAUCGAGAAAGUCUACCCGGAGCCGCGGAACGAGAGCGAGUGCCUGAGCAACAUCCGCGAGUUCCUGCGCGCCUGCGGGGCGUCCCUGCGCCUGGAGACUUUUGAUGCAAAUGAUUUGUAUCAGGGGCAGAACUUUAACAAGGUCCUCAGCUCCUUGGUGACACUAAAUAAAGUGACAGCAGACAUCGGACUAGGAAGUGAUUCUGUGUGUGCUCGGCCCUCGUCACAUCGAAUAAAGUCUUUUGAUUCCCUGGGAUCCCAGUCUUCACACAGUAGGACUUCAAAAUUGCUUCAGAGCCAGUACCGAAGCUUGGACAUGACUGAUAACACCAACAGCCAACUGGUAGUACGAGCCAAGUUUAGCUUCCAGCAGACCAAUGAAGAUGAGCUCUCCUUCUCAAAGGGUGACGUCAUCCAUGUCACACGAGUGGAGGAAGGAGGCUGGUGGGAGGGCACACACAAUGGCCGGACCGGCUGGUUCCCCAGCAACUACGUUCGAGAGAUCAAGCCAAGUGAGAAGCCUGUGUCACCCAAAUCAGGGACCUUGAAGAGCCCUCCCAAAGGGUUCGAUACGACUGCCAUCAACAAGAGCUAUUACAACGUGGUGCUACAGGACAUCCUGGAAACAGAGCGUGAGUACUCUAAGGAGCUGCAGUCUGUGCUGUCCACCUACCUGCGGCCACUGCACACCAGCGACAAGUUGAGUUCAGCAAACACUUCAUAUUUAAUGGGAAAUCUAGAGGAAAUAUCUUCCUUCCAGCAAGUGCUUGUGCAGUCCCUAGAAGAAUGUACGAAGUCUCCUGAAGCCCAACAGAGAGUCGGUGGCUGCUUCCUGAGCCUAAUGCCGCAGAUGAGGACCCUGUACCUUGCUUACUGUGCCAACCACCCAUCUGCUGUGAGCGUCCUCACAGAGCACAGUGAGGACCUUGGAGAAUUCAUGGAAACAAAAGGUGCCAGCAGCCCUGGGAUCCUGGUGCUGACCACCGGCCUGAGCAAGCCCUUCAUGCGCCUGGACAAGUACCCCACACUGCUGAAAGAGCUGGAGAGACACAUGGAGGAUUAUCAUCCUGAUAGACAAGAUAUUCAGAAGUCUAUGACGGCCUUCAAAACCCUUUCGGCUCAGUGUCAAGAAGUACGAAAGAGGAAGGAGCUGGAGCUGCAGAUCCUGACGGAGCCCAUCAGGAGCUGGGAGGGGGAUGACAUAAAGACCCUGGGCAGCGUCACAUACAUGUCCCAAGUCACCAUUCAGUGUGCGGGAAGCGAGGAGAAGAAUGAGAGAUAUCUCCUGCUCUUCCCAAGCCUCCUACUCAUGUUGUCUGCGAGUCCCAGGAUGAGCGGUUUCAUCUACCAGGGAAAGCUGCCAACAACAGGAAUGACAAUCACAAAGCUUGAGGACAGUGAAAACCAUAGGAACGCAUUUGAGAUAUCAGGGAGCAUGAUCGAGCGGAUUCUGGUGUCCUGCACCAGCCAGCAGGACUUGCACGAGUGGGUGGAGCACCUGCAGAAGCAGACGAAGGUCACGUCUGUGAGCAACCCCACCAUCAAACCCCACUCGGUGCCAUCACACACACUUCCUUCCCAUCCUCUCACUCCAUCCAGCAAACACGCGGACAGCAAGCCCGUGGCACUGACGCCUGCGUACCACACACUCCCCCACCCCUCUCACCAUGGCACCCCACACACCACCAUCAGCUGGGGACCCCUGGAGCCUCCGAAGACCCCCAAGCCUUGGAGCCUGAGUUGCCUGCGGCCUGCACCUCCCCUCCGGCCCUCAGCUGCUCUCUGCUACAAGGAGGAUCUCAGUAAGAGCCCCAAGACCAUGAAAAAGCUGCUGCCGAAGCGCAAGCCCGAGCGGAAGCCUUCGGAUGAGGAGUUCGCUGUGCGCAAGAGCACAGCCGCGCUGGAAGAAGACGCUCAGAUCCUGAAGGUUAUUGAAGCUUACUGCACAAGCGCAAAGACUCGGCAGACCCUGAACUCAACAUGGCAAGGCACUGACCUGAUGCAUAAUCACGUCUUGGCUGAUGACGACCAAUCAAGUCUAGACUCCUUGGGUCGUCGCAGUAGCCUUUCUCGUUUGGAGCCCUCAGACCUCUCGGAAGACUCUGAGUAUGACAGUAUAUGGACAGCCCAUAGUUACAGAAUGGGUUCUGCAUCCCGUUCACGCAAAGAAUCUGCUCCACAAGUGCUGCUUCCAGAAGAAGAAAAAAUUAUAGUCGAAGAAACCAAGAGCAAUGGGCAGACAGUGAUAGAGGAAAAGAGCCUUGUGGAUACGGUGUACGCAUUAAAGGAUGAAGUCCAGGAGUUAAGACAGGAUAACAAGAAGAUGAAGAAGUCCUUAGAGGAGGAACAGAGAGCCCGCAAGGACUUAGAGAAGCUGGUGAGGAAGGUUCUAAAGAAUAUGAACGACCCUGCCUGGGAUGAGACCAAUCUAUAGGCUGACUUCAUUCUCAUAGGCUGAAGAGCAGCAGUUCCUGGACAAGGCUGGGGCCCCUGGCCUCCAGCACAGUGACUUUCAGGACUAAGGAAGGUGGUUACCAUCAGGCGAGCAGCAGCGAUGAGGCUGUUGCUGAAGUAGCUACAAUGUGAGUUAUAGACACUGAGGCCUGGGCUGAGUGCGCAUAUAUCUGCCACUUCUCCAUGCAGUGACUGACCAGAGUCCUUUGGCUUCUGGACUUGAGUUGAAUCUAUAAAUAGCAUACCUGUGUACUCCUUGUAAAUACUGGGAUCUGAGCACCUACCUGAGAUGGGACUGGGCUAACCCUCCUGCUAGGAUUUCCUUCUCAGCCUUUCUGGCCACAGGGAUCUGAAGUUGUGUUCAUGAGGUGUUGGAAGCAGAAAGGUGAAGAGAUGCCUGGGCAGCUGUCUGACUUGUGUGCAGCGCAGGCUCCAUGGUGCCAUCGGGGACAGGCACUCGGGACAGGCACUCGGGCACAGUGAAUUUGCGUCUCUGUUCUUAACUGCAGUAUUCCAGUCUCGACUAUGGCAUCAUGGGUUCUAGGGAGGGGAAACUGUUACCUGCCUGUGGUGCCUGCCUCUGCUGCCCUGUCCUGUCUGGGCCUUGGUCACAGUGUGCAAAAGUGGGUUAGCCCUGUACAUAGAUGUGUUAUUUAUUCCAUACUCUCUAGCCGGUGCUGCCGGCCGGGCAGGGUUUGGCUGCAGGCUGUUUCCAUCCAGGAGCUCGCUCUGCCUCUGGCCGCAGUCAGCAUUGUCCAGGCCACUAAAGCCCUCUUAACCCUAACCUCUGAGCGAGAAUAAAGCAAUACAAACCCCAUGUGGAGCAGCACAGCGGGAGCCCUCACGUGCUGUGCCUGCUCCUGCGCCCUACUUUGCUGCCUCCUCAGGCCCAGGCAGGCCCUGGAAGGCUGGUGGCCUGGGCAAGCGUCCCUGCUUCUGUUAGGCCAUGCUUGCCCCUGGUUUGGCAACAGUUACAGUGACCUCAGGAGCUUAGCUGUCCCUUCCUUCCUCCAAAGAGGUUGUUUUCAAGUCAGAGAUACUUUCCCUUAGAAAGGUGUUUUGUCUUUAAACACUGAAGAGCAGUGUGUGCUGCUGGGGCCUCAGCACAGCCUCUCCCUAGGAUGCGACCCAGCCCCUGCCUGCCCGUCCUAUGUGGAGGUUUCUGCGUGGGCGCUUGGAGGCCGUUUUUUACUCUCUCCUUCCACACUCUAGCUGGUUGCAGUGUCUACGGGUUGUGUCUGUCAGGAUCCACCAGAGCCUCCCACUCCUGUUAGCUGUAGCUCAGUCCUCAGGGUGAGGAAAGCUGAGGUCUUCCUUUCUUUUUGGUAAGCCCUGUUUUCCAAGCACUCUGCUGACCCAGAAGACACUGCAGCAAAAGGCAGUAUAUUUGCUGUCACAGCAGGUCUCAACUCAGGAACUACACUCCUUGCAACUCCACUGCUGGCACAGGUGCCUGGGGUUGCUGGGCAGCCCCUCCAUCAAGAGGAAGCAAAGACCAUGUUCGCCACUGUCCUUGCCACCACCGAGGUUGCCGUCCGUGCCCCAGGACAAUUCCUUAUAGACCUGCCUUAAUGAUUCGCUUGGAGUGUUCCCUGAGUAUUCCAGUUCCCAGCAUCCCUACCCUGGACAGGGUGGCUAGGCUGUCCGCACACCGCCUUGUCUGAGGAUCCAGUGUCUUCCAGGCUCUCCAGGGAGCGAGAAUCUGCACCCAAGAGCAGUUCUUUUUAAAACCUGCCCUGGUAUACACACCCACUUCUCUCUCCCGCGUCUCUGCGCGGGGGGCAUUGAUACCAACAGCACAGGGCACCUUUCACUGACUCUAAAAGUCCUCCGUGUUCUGUAAGGGAUGAGGGGGAUCAAGCCAUUUCCUGUCGUGUAGAUGUGAAGCACUUUCUGUUCUGAACCAUGCUGCAGUGUAGCAGCGUCUGAUGCUCCACUGUUCUCCUGGAGCUGCUGCCCGUGUGCCCUGUGCACUUCAUGCCAACCCCCACUCCCCUGGGACACAACAGGAGACCGCACCAGGGUCGACUGCUCAGUGUGUGUGCUACACCCUUGCAAUUAUUAAACUCCUUAUUUUUCUUAUCUCA
Molecule: messenger RNA, 4773 nt
Organism: Mus pahari (shrew mouse)
Lineage: Eukaryota; Metazoa; Chordata; Mammalia; Rodentia; Muridae
Gene: Arhgef7
Product: Rho guanine nucleotide exchange factor 7
Exons: 22
Coding region: 78-2666 (862 amino acids)
Biological process (GO): intracellular signal transduction
Molecular function (GO): guanyl-nucleotide exchange factor activity; protein binding
Source: RefSeq, a predicted model, not a curated record